AAAACCCCACUCCCACUCCCACUUCCCCAGCAUAUAUAUAAAUUAGUUUUUACGUUGAAAGCUCUGGAAAAAAAAUAGGAAAGAGAGGAAAAAAUGGAUCCAAGGGUUUCCGAGGCAGUGACAAAGAACAAGGAAAAGCGUUUCAAGAAGCUGGUGGGCAAGCAUGGGCGUAAAAUAGUGCAGCAGAGAUCAGAAGAGACGGGCGACACGGCGCUGCACUUGGCGGUGAGGCAUGGCCGCGUGGAGUUUGUGAAGGAGAUUCUGAGGCUGUGGCCGGAAUCUGCGGCGGUGGAGAAUCUGAAGAAAGAGACUCCAUUCCACGAAGCUUGUAGGGAAGGAGAAGGCGAAAUCUUAGUGCUGCUUCUGGAGACGAAUCUAUUGGCAAGUUCCCAUCAAAAUCAGAGCCUGUUGUUCAUGGCCUGCACUAUUGGUCACGUGGAAGUUGUCAAAAUCCUUUUGAAUUACUCCAACUUCGACCAUGCAGCUGCUUUUCUUGAGGCUGCCUCUCAAGGACACCUCGGCGUGGUUAAAGAAAUAGUAAGCAAGUUCCCAGUGAGUGCAAUGGUGGACGAGGAUGGGUUAUCUGGUCUGCACAGGGCUUGUUUAAGCGGCCAUUGGGACGUAGUCGAGUUUCUGUUGCGUCGUGGUACUGAAAUGCCUCGCAAAUUCACAAACUCUGGGUAUACGCCUUUGCACUUGGUAGCCAUCAACGGCCGCACCCACAUUCUUCAACUAUUUGAGCAGCGUAGUCGUUUCUUGUUUGGGGAUCGUACGCAACAGGGAGACCCAAUUCUUCAUCUCACCGUUCGGUAUGACCAAUUCCAUACUUUUUUCCACUGCGCUCAACUCUUCCAAGAAGAUGAAUCAUUCAUCCAUUCCGUCGACCGCCAUGGGAAUACUGUUUUACAUGUUGCAGCACAGUGUGGAGGAGUAAAGUUUGUAAAGUUCUUGAUCAAUAUGAGAAUGCCAAUAAAUCGUCAGAACACGGAAGGGCUGACACCCCUUGACAUGCUCGACAACCUUGCUGCUACUGACAUUGAGAAGUUCCAAAUUCUUGAAGAUAUGUUGAAAAAUGCGGGCGGAAAGAGAAAAAUAGAACUUACGAAUUCUACUGUUCCAACUAGCAACAAAGGGGAAUUGGUUCAGGAAUGGGUUCAUUCUUUGGAUCCAAAUUUGUUCGAGGAGGAUGGUUUGCAGAAGACUGACUUAGAUCAUAAUGAGAAGGAAGAAGAUAAGAUUGACCAUGAAAAUUUGGGGAGCAAUAAUGUUAUCCGUGCUAACGAUGAACAAGAUGAUCAAGAAGAGAACAAAGACGAGUAUGUGGUUUCAAACAACUUGGAGAGGCAAGAGCAUCUUAGCCAAAAGCGGUGGAAAGUGCUAAUCAGCAAAAUGGAUGAGUACCAUUCUCGACGGGAAAAGCAACACGAUAUGUAUAAGGAGGCAUUGCAAAAUGCAAGGAACACGGUUACUUUGGUUGCAGCUUUGAUUGCUACAAUUACAUUUUCUGUGGGCAUAAACCCCCCUGGUGGGGUUCACCAAGACGGCCCACUGAUUGGAAAAGCAGUAUUCGCUAAAACAAAAGGCUACAAGGUAUUCAUAAUAAGUAAUACCAUCGCAAUGAUGACAUCUCUAUGUAUUAUGAUAGUUUUAGUAAGCAUCAUCCCUUUCAAAAAAAGACUACUGUUGCGGCUUCUUAAGAUUACCCAUAAACUAUUGUGGGUGUCUCUAGCAUUUAUGACGAUGGCUUUCACGUCGGCCACAUGGCUCAUCUUGCCUCAAGAUUAUAGGACACAUUGGCUUCCAAAUGUGAUACUGGCAGUGGUGGCAGGGAUUAUGGGAACACUAUUCAUUUAUUUGGGAGUAGAGUUGGUAAAACAUUGGAUGAGGAAGCUCAAAUGGAGAAGGGAGAGAAUCAGGAAACCAAUUGUUCCCGUCGACAAUAAUUCCGACCAUCAAUCUACGGAUGAUUUAUGGUCUAGUAAAGCUGAGUUAGACAUAGAGCGACAUGAUCUAAAUAGGCUCUAUUCAUUUUCUACUAAUUCUGAUGUUGCCAGUUCUAGAGGUAGGGGUGGUCAUGUAUACUAAAGACAUAUUUGUGAGUGAUUUUUGAACGAAUG
Molecule: messenger RNA, 2117 nt
Organism: Momordica charantia (bitter melon)
Lineage: Eukaryota; Viridiplantae; Streptophyta; Magnoliopsida; Cucurbitales; Cucurbitaceae
Cellular component (GO): plasma membrane
Molecular function (GO): protein binding
Source: RefSeq, a predicted model, not a curated record